This is a messenger RNA of Microbotryum saponariae, 2773 nucleotides long. The record is from the annotation of a GenBank genome assembly. Lineage: Eukaryota; Fungi; Basidiomycota; Microbotryomycetes; Microbotryales; Microbotryaceae.
AUGCCUUCCGUCGAAGCCAUCUCCUCCGCUCCCGGCGCCUGCGGUGCUCGGAACGCCGCCAAGGCCCACCCUCUCGACCCGCUGACGGUCGGGGAAAUUCAACUCGUUUCGGCUGCGUUCAAGAAUGAGAUGUUCCAACGAGGGGUCCUAAGUGUCAAAUCAUGCCAUGUUGACCUCGUAGAGCGUAAGUAAUCCCGUCCUUGUGCUCGGACGUUUGAUGAGGGCACGUCACCCUGGUCCGAACUAUGUCGUGGUGACAAGCAGAAGCCCGCGCCUUGGUUAUCGGGGGACCGAGACGAGAUUGUCUCGCUGUGUCACUUCCGCACGAAGGCCAUUCCGCUGACUUUGCCCUCGUCUUUCCCAACCUAGCGCCUAAACUUGAGGUGAUCGCCUACCUCGGCAUCUCCACCUCGCCAACGGAUGUCUCACCCGUCUCUUCAGGAGUCAUGCCCAAGCGACGAGCCGAAGCCGCUUUGAUCGACACCCUCACGGGCGACGUCUACGUCCUGACAGCGGAGAUCGUCGCAGGCACCAAAGCCAUCGUCGAAAAAGUGGAGAAACUUCCCGAAGGCGUUCAGCCCGCCAUCACGAACGAGGAGAUGACCCAGAGUGAGGAAGUCGUCAGGAAUGACCCUGAGGUUAUCCGUCUGUGCGCCGAAGUCGGUGAGUUUCCUCGAGGCUCGAGCUUUUCUUCCCAAGACUCCUGUGGUGGCUGAACGAUCGUCAUUUCUUGGUGUUGGUGAUGGAUCAGGUGUCAAAAAAGAGCAAAUCAUGUGCGACUGCUGGUCGAUCGGCUACGAACACCGAUUCGGUAAAGGGGUCAGGCUGCAGCAAGCUUUCGUCUAUGCUCGUCUUGGAGCCGAUGAGCACCUCUACGCCCACCCACUCGACUUCAACUGCGUCGUCGAUACCAAUGCUGAAAAGAUCCUCAAAAUUGGUGAAUUGAUUGGACGUGUUUCCACCAUCGUCUCGAUUCACGAGCUGACGUGAGACCUCUGGCCCAUCGCAGAUUUUGCACCCCACCGUACCUCAGCAACGGCUCCUGACGCUCUGUCUGGCACGACAGCGCCGCACACGGUUGAAGGCGACUCGUUCAAGGAUUCGGGCCGAGAUCGCAUCCCCCCACCUUUGGAGCGCCAUGAUUACCUUCCCGAUCUGAUCCGCGAAAAGGCCCAGAGCGAAGGACGCGAUUGGGACGUGCGCCAGGACUUGAAGCCGCUCCAUGUUCAGCAACCAGAGGGCGUGUCAUUCGAAAUGAAGGGCAAUCGUAUCAAGUGGCAGAAUUGGGAUAUGCACAUUGGCUUCAACGUGAGUCUAUGGCGAUGUGAGACGUGGUACCGGGCGGCCUUCGAUAUAAAAAGCUCACCCCCUUGCUGCGCACCAGUACCGAGAAGGAAUCGUGCUCAAUCACGUCCAGCACUUUGACCGCGAAGAAGGUCGCUACCGCCCCAUCAUGUACCGCGCUUCGUUUGCCGAGAUGGUCGUCCCUUACGCCGCACCCGAAUGGCCCCACCCACGCAAGUUUGCUUUCGACGUUGGAGAAUACGGUAUUGGCAUGAUGGCCAACAGUCUUACCCUUGGGUGCGAUUGUCUUGGCUCGAUUCAUUGUGAGCGCAUGAAAUUACUGAAUUUCGGUGAGGCUUUCGCAACCAAGGUGCUGAUUUCUCUUUUUAAUUCGGCCUGACAGACCUCGACGCCGUCAUGAGUGGUCACGAUGGACAACCGAUCAAGCUCGACCGUGCCGUCUGCAUCCACGAAGAGGACGACGGCCUUCUCUGGAAGCACACCGACUUCCGACCCGGAGGACGAGCGCAUUCUGUCCGCUCGCGCAAGCUCAUCAUCCAAAUGAUUUGCACCGUCGCCAACUACGAAUACCUCUUUGCUUGGGGCUUCAAACAAGACGGCACGAUGGAGUUGGAGAUCAAGCUCACGGGCAUCCUCAACACCUACUUGCUCGCUCAGGGUGAACAUGCCGAAGCGUUUGGGACACAAGUCGCUCCCCGGAUUGUUGCUCAUCACCACCAACACAUCUUUUGUUUGCGCCUCGACCCUAUGAUCGAUGGACUCAACAACUCCGUCGUCGAGACGGAGAUCCAUCCUCUCGAAGCACCUACGGGUUCGGAUGAGAAUUGGGCUGGUAACGGCUUCGAAGCGAGGAAGCGGGUUCUGCAAACCACCAAGGAGGGAGCUCGACUCGCGGAUGCACCUUCCUCGCGCAUGUGGUCCUUCGUCAACCAGGACAAGAAGCAUUACUCGACUGGUACCGCCGCAGGAUACAAGUUGAUGUGCAAGGACUUUCCCCCUCUCCUCGCAAAGGAAGAUUCCCUUGUCGCUCGUCGCGCGACCUUUGCGAAGAAGAACCUCUGGGUGACCCCUUUUGUCGACGGACAAUUCUUCCCGGCUGGAAAGUACCCGACGCAAUCGUUCAAGGCGCCCGAGGAUUCGUUGGAGUUUUGGAUCAAGGAUGAUAAGCCGAUCGUGCAGAAGGACAUUGUUACUUGGGUUUCGUUCGGCGUCACGCAUUUGCCGAGGGCGGAAGAUUUCCCAGUUAGUAAGUCGAGUUACACCUCUUCCCAUGACCUUUGCUGCCGCAGGUUUCAUCGGACUGACCACAUCAUGUUGCAAUCCAAUAGUGCCCGCCGAACACGUGCUCCUCCAACUCAAGCCCGUCAACUUUUUCCGCGCCAACCCUAGUCUCGACACUCCCGCUUCGUCCGAUGCGAGGUCUGUCAUGGCUUUGCCGCCGAACGCAGGGAAUGAGUGUUGCCAUUGA